GGCGAGUGGAAAAAUGACAAACGCAGUGGCUUUGGUAUCUCUGAGCGGUCUAAUGGCAUGAAAUAUGAAGGCGAGUGGUUGAAUAAUAAACGCCAUGGCUAUGGCUGCACCAUCUUUCCUAAUGGGACGAAGGAAGAAGGGAAGUACAAGAACAAUAUGCUGAUCCGGGGUAUCAGGAAGCAGCUGUUCCCACUAAAGAAUACCAAGACCAAACAAAAAGUGGAUCGUGCCAUUGAAGGAGCAGUGAGAGCAGCAGCCAUCGCCAGAACCAAAGUUGAGAUUGCCAUCUCCAGGACGUCCCAUGCCCGGGUCAAAGCAGAGUGUGCAGAUCAGGCUUCACAAUCAGCCUGCCAGGAUUCUGAUAUUGCCCGAGCUGUGGCCAGGGAGCUCUCCCCAUCUUUCCAUCAGCCAGAUGGAUAGAGGGUGUUGGAGGGCCUGCAACAUGGAACACCUGUCUGACCUCCAUCCAUAGACAUUCCCAGCAGAUGUGUCCUUAUCACGUGCACCUCCAACACUCCUGCCCCAAGCUCAUGUGGGUCCUGGUGCAGUGCCUGGGAAGGCAGAACAGAGAGAUGUGAUUGCAGCACAGAAGGGAAACCAGCAUCGCGGAGCUGAGACUGGCCUCAUCCCACUCGUUAGGCGGCCGCGUCUCUCAGUCUCCUCUAGCCAUGCUGCUUGUGGAUCUCUGCCAGCAUGACUACCACCUCCAGGCUCGCUGGUCGAGGGCAGUGGACCCAUUGCGCUGUCUUCCCAGGGAACCCCUCCACGAAUUGUUCAAGGUCCACCAGCUCAAACUGCCACGCUUCCCCCUCUGAUCCCCCGGGCUGCAGCCACCACAUCAGAGAACCGCUGGGCCCAUGAACUGCUGAGUGAAGGGCCAAUACUCUGCCGACAUUGCACUUUUCCAGAAUUGCCAGCGGUCCAGCAUGGCCCGGCAGAUGUUGGGAAAGCACCGCGAUGCCGGCAGCAAGCUCAGGGCCACCAUCUAAGCCUCCCUCAAUAGC
Haplochromis burtoni (Burton's mouthbrooder) is the source of this 1004-nucleotide messenger RNA. Its product is annotated as junctophilin-1-like. NCBI's taxonomy places the organism in Eukaryota, Metazoa, Chordata, Actinopteri, Cichliformes, Cichlidae. The record is from RefSeq and is a predicted model, not a curated record. The transcript is spliced from 3 exons. The coding region runs from base 58 to 420 and encodes 120 amino acids. Gene Ontology annotation, cellular component: plasma membrane; junctional membrane complex; endoplasmic reticulum membrane.